This is a messenger RNA of Lemur catta (Ring-tailed lemur), 441 nucleotides long. RefSeq names its product coiled-coil domain containing 182 (gene CCDC182). The transcript has a single exon. NCBI's taxonomy places the organism in Eukaryota, Metazoa, Chordata, Mammalia, Primates, Lemuridae. The record is from RefSeq and is a predicted model, not a curated record. Bases 1 to 441 code for a protein of 146 amino acids.
AUGGAACCCCUCUACCAGGCUGGGUCCAUUCUCAUGAAGGUGAAUACCCUACAAGGGAAGAAAAUGGUGGAGAGUGGCCUGCAGUCUGGAGACUUUACCCUGUCCCAGUCGUGGCCCUCCUGCCUCCCUCCGCCGGCCGACGUGGAGAUCCUGCAGCAGAAGGUGGCGGGGGUGCAGCAGGAGCUGGAGGACUUCAAGAAGGAGGCGCUCAAGGCCAUCCACUACCUGGAAAACGCCUUCUGCGAGAUGAAUGGGGUCCUGGUGCAGCAAGAGGAGCAGGCGGCCCGCGUGAAGCAGCGGCUGAGGGAGGAGGAGGACCGCGGCAUCGUGCGCAACAAGGUCCUCACCUUCCUGCUGCCCCGUGAGAAGCAGCUCCGCGAGCACUGCAAGCGGCUGGAGGACAUGCUGGUGGGCCGGGGCAGGAAGGGCCAGGCCGACUGA